Rotaria sp. Silwood1 is the source of this 1623-nucleotide messenger RNA. Lineage: Eukaryota; Metazoa; Rotifera; Eurotatoria; Philodinida; Philodinidae. The record is from the annotation of a GenBank genome assembly.
AUGUUCUUGCAUUAUCUCUUCUAUUUUUAUACAUUCACCUCACAAUUAAGUACAAUUCAUUCGGAUUGUUCAUUUAUUGACUUAUGUACUUGUGAUACAAAUACAAAUGUAGUAAUAUGUGAUGCUAAUUAUGGUAAUCAAACGGAAAAUGAUUAUUUUUCUUUAUUUUCAUUAUUACCAUCUGUUGAGAAAUAUAUUUUUCGUAAUUUUCAACAAAUUCAAACAUAUACUUUUCAAAAUAUGACAUUUCUUACAAAUAGUUUAAUAACAAUUCAUCUUAUUAAUAUAACAAUAAUUGAGUCUGAUGUAUUUUCAUCAAAUAUAAUUAUAUUGAAUAAUUCAACAAUAUCAAUUGAUAUUGAACAUUCAAUUAAUCCAUCAAAUAUAACAUUACAAUUAAAUGUAUUUAAUCAUAUAAAAAUAAAUCGUUUACGUUUUUUUAAUAUAAAGAAUUUUAAUGGACAUUCAAUAUUUGAUACGAGUUGUUUUGGUGAAGAUUUACAUAUUAAUGAAUUAAUUUUUGAACAAUCAGAUAUAACUGGAUUUUCAAAUAUAAUGCAAAAAUCUGCUAAUAUUAAAAAUUUAUAUAUUCUUGAAUGUCCAGCAUUUAUACAAAUAACUAAUAAUAGUUUACCAUCAUUUCUCAUAACAACAGAACGUUUAGAAAUUUCAAAAACAGGACUUCAAUUUAUUAAUAUUCAUACAUUUCAAGCACAAUCACUUAUACUUAGAGAAUUAAUUAUACGUAAUAAUAAGAAUUUGAAAAAAUUUUCAUCAAAUUUCGUUGAUGGAGUUUUACAAAAUUUAGAUAAACUUGAUUUAAGUAAUAAUUCUAUUAAUAUAUUUGAUGAAAACUUUGAUUGGCUUCCAUAUAGUCAUAUAAAACAUUUAAUAUUUAAACAACAACAAUUUGAUUUACUUGUUAAAACAAAUAUAUUAAAAACUUUAGAAUAUUUACAAACAAUUGAUUUUUCUGAAGGAUUUAUUAAUGAAAAUACUGAAAAUUUCAUACAUAAUUAUAUUCCUAAUAUGUCUAAUCUUAUUUCAAUUAAUAUUUCACAUACAAAUCUAACUGAAAAUAUGAUGAUUAAUUUACUUAAACGUUUAAGUAAUUCAAAAAAUCAAAGUAUUAUAAUAAGUUUACUUGGUUAUAAAUUUAAUGAUGAUAAUUUCUGUUCAUAUUUUACAAUAUUUCAACAAUCAUCAAAUUUAUUUCAAUUUGAAUUAGAUGAAACACAUGAAUGUAAUUGUAUUGUUGAUUUAUUUUUUAAUUAUACACAAAUACAAAUAAUUAUGAAUGAUUCAUUAAUACAACCAAUAUGUCUAUUUAAUACUACACGAACACAUUGUGAUAUUCAAACACAAUUAAUUAUAUCAAAAUGUUCUAUCGAUAAACCAAAUCCAGACGAAUCAGAUGCAAAUAAUGAUGAUGGUGUUAAUUAUAAAUUUAUUGGUAUUAUGCUUGGAAUGGGUGGUGUUUUAUUAAUUUUAUUAGGUGUUGGUUCAGGUGUAGUCUAUCGACGACGACAAAAAAAUCGACAUAUGACUGUUAUUGAUAUGGAAGAACCUAUUGAAAAUCCGUUAGCAGUUGUUAUGGAACAACGUUUACGCACUUCACAUUAA